Messenger RNA from Macrosteles quadrilineatus (aster leafhopper), 1787 nucleotides. RefSeq names its product reticulon-4-interacting protein 1 homolog, mitochondrial-like. Gene Ontology annotation, molecular function: oxidoreductase activity. Bases 185 to 1657 code for a protein of 490 amino acids. Gene Ontology annotation, cellular component: mitochondrion. The record is from RefSeq and is a predicted model, not a curated record. The transcript has 10 exons. NCBI's taxonomy places the organism in Eukaryota, Metazoa, Arthropoda, Insecta, Hemiptera, Cicadellidae.
AUCGUAGUAAUCAAUCGUACGAUACGAAACGCAAACGAGAAAGUGAGAAAGUCAAAAGUCCAGCAGAAGAGUCAAGACAAGACUCAAGAGUCCAAAUAAGUCAAAGUGAAGAUGAGGAGUAACAUUACAAUUAUGUAAUUUAGUAUUAGAGAAAUGAGACACAAACAGGGUUUAAUUGUUAGUAAUGGAUGAGGUCGCUUUCCAUGUCUCUCAACGCCUGGAGUCUCUUCAAGUUUUACUGUACACUGCAGUCCAAAACAGCCACAGGUGGGCAGAACAAUAUGCGGUGAAAAGCUCAGAAUUGUUGUUGACUGCCUGGAACUCUCAGGAAAUCCAGCUCGUUCAUCAAAUUGUCAAUGAAAAGAUAAAUUUGACGAUUGAAUUUGGGAAGCAUGUUAGUAGAACGACCAUCAAAUAUACGAAUCCAACAUUCUUAUAUGUUAAACUAACAGAUCUAGUCGGCCCAGAAUGGGACCAGAGAGUUAUAACGGCCGGAUGUGUUGGCUUACUGCUAGGUACAGGGAUUGGGCUAGGUGUCGGCCUGUGCCUACAAUCCCCUCAAAAGCCAGUAGCCGUCAUGAAGGCUGUGACCCUCACAGGCUUCAACGGGAUCGAUGCCGUAGCGUACAUGGAGGAUGUCGUCAUGCCGACAGUUUGUUCUCCAGAUGAUGUUCUGAUACAAGUCAAGUCUGGUUCAGUCGAUCCCAUUGACAUCAAAAUCUGCACUGGUUACGCGAGAGUACUGAGGAAGCAGCUGAACAAGUACAAUCCGAAUGUGCGAGGUGAGUUGCCGCUGGUGCUAGGCAGGGACGUGGCAGGUAUUGUGAGAGAGGUUGGCAGCAGUGUGACCAGACUAGAGGUGGGGGACGAGGUGUGGUGUGCCGUACCAGCGUGGCUCCCCGGAGUAUUGUCCGAGGUAGCAGUGGUGGACCAGUACUACGUAGCUCACAAACCUCGCACACUCACCUUCGAUGGUGCCGCCUCACUGCCGUACUGUGGAGCAGUAGCUUGGGACGCUGUUGCCAACAAGGCGAAGCUCAGUGCACAAAAUGCUGCGUCCAAACGGGUGCUGGUACACUGUGCCAGUACAGGUGUAGGUUGUCUGAUAGUACAAAUCUGUCACAACAUGGGCGUCCACGUCAGUGUCACUUGUCUCAACAGAGCUGCUCCUGUCAUGGAGGCACUGGGCGCAGACAGUAUCUUUCCCCUCGAGUCUACUGACAUCGAGAAACAGCUGGUGAAAGAUAAUAGGUAUGACAUAGUGUUCAACACAGCAGGUUCUGUCGCUCACCAGUUCUGUUUACGUCUGUGUAAGUUUGACGGCUUUGUGAUCACCACAAUCUCCUCUCAACUGGCUUCCGAUACCUUCGGCUUGUGUCUUGGCUUCCUGUAUACAACUUGGGUGCGACUUGCUCAUAGUAUUUUCGGCUACUCCAGCUGGGGAAGCUGUCACAUCAGCUACAAGGUGUUGGAUACUUUGACGAGCUUGGUGGACAGUGGGCGAUUGCAGCCUGUCGUGGACAAAGUGCUACAGCCUCAUGAAAUAGAACGUGCUUUCCAGCACAUAGACUCUGCCAAUGCGAUUGGAAAAACGGUUUUAAGAUUUAGUGGUUCUUCGGCUUCCACUCCGACAACAAAACCAGACGUAAUCCUCUAACAUCUGCAAAUUGUAGUCCGAAUAGUAUAUGUACGAUUGUUAUUUAUUUUAUGGUGUCUAAUAGAGUGUUACCGAACUAGUGUAAAUAAGCGGCGUGUGUGGAAUGAAACCGAUAUGUUUUAUUUAAAGA